Molecule: messenger RNA, 1444 nt
Organism: Frankliniella occidentalis (western flower thrips)
Lineage: Eukaryota; Metazoa; Arthropoda; Insecta; Thysanoptera; Thripidae
Product: retinol-binding protein pinta-like
Exons: 4
Coding region: 335-1030 (231 amino acids)
Cellular component (GO): membrane
Molecular function (GO): phosphatidylinositol bisphosphate binding
Source: RefSeq, a predicted model, not a curated record
CCCGCAGCCGGCUCCGGAUCACUCCACGUUUGAGCCCGCAGCGCUCCGGUGUGGCCUGCGAGGGUAGACAGGCGCGAGGCUUCCCCCUACUUUUGUUUUCUCUCUCGUAGUGAGUUUCCGUACGACCAUAGCGGCCGUUUCCGAUCUACUCGCCACCCGAAUCGGAAGUUUGUGAUCGUGCUUGUGGUGCAACGUACGGACUACUCAGACGUGUUUGAAGUCGACUUGAGUGGGAGCCCCAAAAAUCUGCAACCGCGGUCGUCUGCGUCUUCUGCCUUCUUGGAGGAAUCCGAUUGGAUAACAAAUCAUCCCUUCACCACUCUCCACCGCCAUCAUGAGGGAAUCCAGGCUCCUGCACUCCCCCAGCGCCGAGGAGGCCCGCAACGUCCGCAAGGAGAUCAACAACAACUACGCCGACAAGCAGAGGGAGUACGUCCAGCAGCUCAAGGACUGGAUGCAAACGCAGCCCCACCUGCCCCGCAACUAUGACGAGCGCAUCCUGCCGCGCUUCCUCGCGGGCACCAAGUACGACGUGCACCGCGCCAAGCGCAAGAUCGACGCCUACUUCACGGCCAGGGCCAAGAUGCCCGAGUUCUUCGCGCAGCGCGACCCCUCGUCCAAGGAGACGCAGCAGGCCUGGAGGGCGCUGUCGGUCCUGCCGCUGCCGCGGACGCGUCGCGACGGCGCCCGCGUCACCCUGCACGUCCUCAACGAUGUGGACGCCUCCGAGCACGUGGCGCAGUCCGUGUACAAGAUGAUCUUCAUGGUCUCGGACAUCCGCCUCGUCGAGGAGGCCGAGAUCUCGGGCGACGUGUUCGUCUUCGACGUGGCGCACGUGAGCCUGUCGGUGCUGCUCAAGCACGCCGGCAGCCUGCUCAAGAAGGCCCUCUCGCUGGCGCAGGUGAGCAGACCACUAGGGACCACUGGACUGGAAACCCUUGGAAAGUUUCCGGAAAAUUCUCGGAAAAUUUUCCCAACCCCGGAAUUUUUUUUCGCCCUUCCCAGAAAUUUUCGAAAAAAUUUCGAAUAAUGUCUAACUCUACCGACGACGCGAGCCCAGGCGCCCGCGCGCCCGCCCUGCGUCUUCCGUGACUAGAAUAUUCCGGAGCAGAUCGCCAUUACUCACGGGUCCCAUUCCGCCGAGCUCAUUCCUUUCUCCAAACCGGCUCGACCGGUCGUCCGCUCAACAACGCUGCGGCUCCGCGCAAUUUCCCAUCGUUGCAAAUUUCCCUCCCUCUCCCCUCCCCUCGUCUUCUUCGCCUGCGCUGCACAGAGCCCUUCCUCCCGCCGAUAUACAGCGGCGACCACAAUAAUAAGCUUUACGCGGCAACAACUGCCGGCAUUCGUGUCGAUAAUGGGCAACGUGUCAACGGGGUUCUUAUCACCCGUCUACCCGGCCCACCAGGUGCGAAAAGUGCCGAAUAAUCAGAACACCUCAGCUCCC